Messenger RNA from Doryrhamphus excisus (bluestripe pipefish), 1056 nucleotides. RefSeq names its product thialysine N-epsilon-acetyltransferase-like. Gene Ontology annotation, molecular function: N-acetyltransferase activity. NCBI's taxonomy places the organism in Eukaryota, Metazoa, Chordata, Actinopteri, Syngnathiformes, Syngnathidae. The record is from RefSeq and is a predicted model, not a curated record.
CCAGUUCCGGUUUUGCAUACGGAAGUGAAACGUUUGAUGCGGUUCGGGAUGAAAGUGAGUCUGACUGGCUUAAUUAAACAUGAACUUCAACAUUCGUCCUGCGACCAAAGUAGACUGCAAAGACAUAAUCAGAAUGAUAAUGGAGUUGGCGGUUUAUGAGAAGAUGCCUGAUCAGGUGAAAAUAUCAUGUGAAGAACUGGAACGCGAUGGUUUCAACCAGAAUCCAUUCUUUGGGUGUCUUGUUGCCGAAGUACCUGAGGAAGACGGGUUCGCAACUGUUGGAUACGCCCUUUACUUUGACAUCUACAGUACAUGGAAGGGACGGUCGAUGCAUUUAGAGGACUUAUAUGUGAUGCCACAAUUCAGAGGAUUUGGCAUUGGAAAAAGUUUACUGAGUGCAGCUGCUCAGGUGGCCAAAGAGAAGCAGUGUGCGCGUUUGCAGUUGAGCGUGUUGGACUGGAACACUCCAUCACGAGACUUCUAUGCUGCAAAAGGAGCUCAGGAUCUCACUGUUAAGGAAGGAUGGCAUUUAAUACGCUUUGAUGGACAAAGCUUAGACAAUCUGGCAAAUGAAACUCAGAAGAAUUAAAUGGGAUUAAUUAAACAUAACAUACACUGCGGUCCAAAGGUUUAGAACACCCCACAUCAACAUCCAGUCUAUUGAAAUUCAAGUCGUUCAAGUCCAUUGAAUAGCUUGAAAUGGUACAAAGGUAAGUGGUGAAGUGCCAGAGGUUAAAAAAUAAUAUGUAUUUCAGCAUUACACAUUAAGGCCUGUUUCAGGGACCACAAAACGGGUCAACAAUAUAAAGCUGUUUUGCAGAAAUGGAGGUCUGGAGUACUUACUACCUCCUCUAUCUGCAAAAACAUGCAUAAAAACACUGUUCGGAUCACACUGUAAUACUAUACCCAUGUGAACAUCGGUUGAACCGCAUUGUACUGGGGAAAGUCAUUUGUUUCCAUAACAUUGGCAAAAAAAAGGACAGACGACCAAAAAUGUAGUUAUACAGUAUGUAUUUUACAUUUUGGGAAUAAACAUCCAUAAAACCUUUUCCUGCU